CUCCCUACUGCGAAGUUGCUGUCCUUGCUUCCCUCCCUAGCUUUUUGUUCCCUCCUCCUUCUAUCAUUCUUCAACUUCAGCGGUGUAGAUUCUGGUUGCUUAUUUGUAUUGUUUCUUCUCCUUACUGAUUGAAUAUGAUUAGAGGAGGUAAAAGCUAUGUGUCUGCGCCUCCUGCCUUCUCCAAUGAUGCCAGACGACUUCUGGUUUGCACAGGCAAUACCGUCUCUGUCUUCAGCACCUCCACGGGUUUACAGGUAUCGUCAUUGGAAGGACAUACGGCGCUUGUCACGUCCGUGAUAGUGGAGCCAGCUUCAAGCCCUGAUAAAAAGAUUUUAUGCAACUGUUGGACUGCUUCACUUGAUGGAACCAUUCGGAAAUGGGACUUUUCAACACCAGAAUUACUGCAGACAGUUGAUAUUCAGCUACCCAUUUUCUCCAUGGUAAUACCUUCAUAUUUAUUAAGCCAGUCAGAAGAGAUCAAUGCGAAGACACUUGAUACUUUUGCUUAUGUGUCUGUUGAAGAUAAGAAGGCAGCAAACAACCGGUCCAAAGCUCUUUGUGGACAGAUCAGGAAGUGUAAUUUAACAAAGUCCCAGAUGAGCAAACUAAUUUUGAAAGAGACUAAAAGGCCACAAUCGUUGAUCACUAGUCCUUCAGGAAAAUUUUUUGGUAUAAAAAACAAACGCAGGCUUCAUAUAUGGCAAGUUCCUACAGUGGACUCCAAUUCUAUUGCAUUAAAGAGUAUUACUUUGCAUCAUACAAAGGCCUUCUCAUGUCUUGCAUUCCACCCAGUAGAGAGAAUCGUGGCUGCAGGUGAUGAAUCUGGAAGAAUUUUAAUUUGGAGAGGAUUUGGUACACAGAAGUUUUUUGUCAGAAGUGGAAUAAUGAAUAGCAGAUCAGCUGAUGAUGAGGGAGACAAACCUGGGGUCAGGGACAAUGAUGAUGCUGAGUCAUGUUCCACUUGGCAUUGGCACCCUGCUGGGGUGAUGUUUCUCUCUUUUUCUUCAGAUGGAGCUUACUUGUAUUCCGGUGGGAAGGAAGGAGUCCUUGUGGUGUGGCAGUUGGACACAGGAAAGAAGAAAUUCUUACCAAGAAUUGGCUCUCCACUUUUGUAUUUCAUUGAUUCUCCAGAUCCUUCACUUGCCUCUAUAUCCUGUGCAGAUAAUCAGAUUCAUGUCCUGAAGAUGCCUUCCAUGGAAAUAUUGAGGUCAAUUUCAGGGAUUAAGCCCCCUCUAUCUUCUAAAGACAUAUGCGGAGGUCUUGCUGGCAGGCCUGCCUUUGACUGCAAUUCUGGGUUAGUUGCUGUACAAACAGAGAACUACACCAUCCAAUUCUACAGCUUGCUUGCUGAUCGUGGACUUUAUGAGGUUCAAGUCUGUGAAAGAAACCAUCAGCCAGGUGAUGAAGUCACGGUGGUAGUGGCCUUGGUGGAGCUCUCUCUUGAUGGUACUGUGAUGGGAACUGUUGAGGUUAAGCUCCCUGAAGAAGAUAUAGGAGGUCUAAUUUGUUUGAAGUUCUGGGAAUUGGAUUCAGAUGACAAAAUAUUUACUGUGUCCACCCUUAUUUAUGAACCUCACAGGGAUGCUCAACUAUCUGCUAUUGCUUUCCAUCCUACCCGUCACAUGGCUGUCAGCUCAUCUUAUGGAGGGGAUUUCAAGAUAUGGGUUAGCAAGCAUGAAACCAAGCAGAAUGACCAAAAGACUCUAAACUCUGGUUGGACAUGCCAUGCCGUUGGGUCAUAUAAGGAUAAACCAAUGACAGCAGCUGCAUUUUCAGCUGAUGGCUCCGUUCUGGCAGUUGCUGCAGAAACUGUUAUUACGUUGUGGGACCCUGAUAAAAAUACACUUGUCGCAGUUGUAGGACAAUCUCCAACGCCGAUUGUUAGCCUUACCUUUGCUGGAAAUUCAGAUUGUCUUUUGUAUGCAUCUCAUGGUUCAAAACCACGGCUGGGCGUUUUGAGUAUGUCAAAGUUAGCUGAAUGUUGGUCAUACAGGAUUCAAGUAGAAGCUGUAUCGUAUGCAAAUGAUUUAUCACUUUUUGCCAUUCUAGCUCUCCUUCCUGAAUCAAAUGAACGAACAUUUGGAGGAGAUGGAAUAAUAUUGCUAUUCAAUGCAACAGAUCCUGUUCCUGUGACUUCCUUGUCUGUAACAAAGGCCAAGGGAGGGAGGAUUGCUUUUAUCAAAGGAGAUCCGUAUUCCUUGGAACUUGAUGUACAUGAUGGAAAUCCAUCACAGACAUUGCUUGCCUAUAUAAGCGGAGAUCGUGAAUAUGUCCUCUUUGAUCCAUAUGGCAAGGAAAUUCGUGAGCUGAGCAUAACUAGGCGAGAUGACCCUUCACUUGAAGAAACAGGACAAUAUGGAUAUGCAUCUCUGUAUGGAAAGUUACCAGAGUUUAACUUGAAAAAAAGCAGCUUUCCAUUGAUUUCGUCUGCUGCUCCGUCUGAGAAGCCUUGGGAGGCCAUAUUUCCCUAUUCAACACACUCUCUGCCGCAGCUCGACAAGUUGUGCUCGGAGUUUUUGGAGUCCGUGACGGAGAAAAGGACAGCAACUGCAGAAUAAAUUAAUCCGAGGAACUAGGUCUCAGUGGUAAGAUAUCUGUCAUUUUUGUGUGGUACCACCUCCUCCUCUGCCUGUAGAGCUUCAAAGGACAAGGCUUGAAGUUUCGUGGAGCAAUAUGGUUCAUAUGGCGCACUUGUGGUCCAUAAUCAGUUGCUGUGUGCAAUUUUCAUUAUGAGGUUGAGGUGACAGAAGAAGAAGAGCCUUUUACGAUAUCCGAGAUUUGUGUUGAGGAUGCUGGAUUGCAUAUGCUUGUUAAUCUGGCAUUAACAAUUUUGUAGAAUUAUGAUGUCAAUAUAAGUUCUUGAAGUUGGAUGAUGUAGAUAAAAGAAAAUAGCAGAUGAGUGCUAGUUUAGAUAAUUCAUAGAACUGUUUGACAGUAAUGAAUGCUAUACCCUUUAAGAUGUUUUGAAGUCAAUGGAGUUUAUCUUAUCGGCUACGAAAAGAGAAAGAAAUGGAAAUUAUGACCAGUUUAGGGGGGAUGUGAUGAUAUUACCCAACUAA
Neltuma alba is the source of this 3059-nucleotide messenger RNA. Its product is annotated as WD repeat-containing protein 75-like. The record is from RefSeq and is a predicted model, not a curated record. Lineage: Eukaryota; Viridiplantae; Streptophyta; Magnoliopsida; Fabales; Fabaceae. The transcript has 16 exons. Bases 135 to 2558 code for a protein of 807 amino acids. Gene Ontology annotation, molecular function: protein binding.